Messenger RNA from Moneuplotes crassus, 926 nucleotides. The record is from the annotation of a GenBank genome assembly. Lineage: Eukaryota; Ciliophora; Spirotrichea; Euplotida; Euplotidae.
CUAACUGGUCAAGUUGAAACGAACAAGAAGAUCAUAGUCCGAAUGGACGAUGUGAUUCUUGAUAAAGCUUCCAAGCACUCCAUCGAGGAGACUAGAAGAAUGUUUGAGGAAUAUGCAGAUUUAGACACUUUUAACGAAGCUAAAGAUGAGAUUUGGGCUAAAAUUAGUUAUUUACAAAAAAUUGCAAAGCAACUUAGUGACAAGCAGGUUGAUAUUCAGGAGGAAGUCUCCAUGAACACUCAAGAUAUAGUUUCCCAGCUCAAGACUAAGAUUAAGAGGGAGCUAUUUGAGGUAAAUGGUAUCAGACCUGUUGAUGAGAAGGAAUUCGAAGCAAAAUUACAACUCAAGGCUAGUCUUCAAGAUAUUGAGCAUCUAGCAACCCUUAAAAUUGACAGCCAGGAUCACUUCUUGCUCAAGGACUAUUGAAUGAAUUUAAAAAGUCAGCUUGAUCAGGUUAUUUAUGUAUUCUGAAAUUACUUGAAACAAGUUGAAGAAAUGCCUCAGAAGCAGUCUAAAUUUGCAUCAGAGUUUAAAUGCCAGCUAGACACGAUUCAUCAGAGCCUUAAACGGUACAACACUCGAUUUAAGCAGAAAUGAGAUAAUGACAUUCUAGCUUCUCACAGACGGGUUUCUUCAGAGCAUCCAAGCCUUUCCAUUAGUACGAUAGAUAUGAGAAACUCUCGAGUGCCCAGAAGGCAUAAGAAGCUGAAUCUUAGCUUAAAGAGAAGCAGAAUAUAUAGCCAUAUUAAGGUGAAUGAUAGUGCAAGGAAAACACGUAAUCGGCAUGAACUCCCUGAGGUAUUUGAGAGUAUAUUCUCUGUCUAAAGUUAUGCACUUUUUGGAGCACCCCAUCUUGGUUCGUAUGCUUAUAAGCUACCAUUGACAGGGAGAUUCCACAAGCUUCAUUUUGCAAGGAAGUGAUAUUU